UUGGCUGCAUCUAACUACGGCGGGUGCCAACGAACUUCGCCUCUCGUCUUCCUCUGCUGCCGUCGUCCCGUGCCGUGAGAGCUAUCUUCUGCAGCUCCGGAUCUGGAUUCGAAGGGAAGCAGAUUCAUGGCGCGCCUGUGAGAAUUCGGGACGGAGACGUCGCGUCGCUGUUAUCGGAGGGAAACCUUGGAGGAAUUUCGAGAGGGGAUAUGGAUGUGCUACCUCGGGAGCUGUGCCUCAAGAUCUUCCACCUCCUGGAUCACCGGUCCCUCGCCUCCGCUCCCCAAGUUUGCAGGAAGUGGAGGACGUUGACCUCCGACGAUGAACUGUGGAGCAAGCUGUUCAGGGAGAGAUGGGGAAUGGACGCCGCAGCGUUCUUCGCGCCAGAGGGUUGCAAGUCCUGGAAGGACGUCUUCAUCGUGCAGGACCGAUGCGACCGAUACGGACUGGGCGUCAGGAUUGUCAGGGAAGGAAGCGACUACUAUCUGAUCAACCAAGGCGAGAUCCAGAGGUACUUGGGUUCGCGACAGGACACGAGCGGUGAUGGCAAGAACGCGCCGCGGCAGAACGCUGAAGACGAGCAGAGGCAGGUAUCCAACCGGAUCCUGUUCUUCCUGGGGGAUCUGGAGGCAGCCUGUGCAGAUGCCAAACGUGUCAAGGCGUGAAUGGUUGCCCUGUCCAGACCUGAAGCACGUUGUUCGACGCGUGUAUGAUUCUCGUUAAUUUGUACAGCUCGCCCUGUAUAAUUCUUGUUAGUUUGCAUAGCUCGUGCAGAGUGCUGUAUCUAUAGUUCUAUACUAUAUGUAUAGCGCUUCACCUUCUAUAAUUCUAUACUAUAUGUAUAGCGCUUCACCUUGAAAAGCAUGCCAACAUUCACCGGGCAUUUUGAUUCUGGUACAGAUUCAUUGGGAGGGUAAAUUGGCCUAGUCCUUUUAGCAUCAA
Phragmites australis (common reed) is the source of this 942-nucleotide messenger RNA. RefSeq lists its product as uncharacterized. Gene Ontology annotation, biological process: SCF-dependent proteasomal ubiquitin-dependent protein catabolic process. NCBI's taxonomy places the organism in Eukaryota, Viridiplantae, Streptophyta, Magnoliopsida, Poales, Poaceae. Bases 210 to 665 code for a protein of 151 amino acids. The record is from RefSeq and is a predicted model, not a curated record. The transcript is spliced from 3 exons. Gene Ontology annotation, molecular function: protein binding. Gene Ontology annotation, cellular component: SCF ubiquitin ligase complex.